AUGGAAGCGCUCAUCGUUCUGAUCGUCGGCGCAGGCCCGGCAGGCUUGGCCACAGCGGCGUGCCUCAGCCAACACUCCAUCCCCUAUCUCGUUGUCGAGCGUGAGGAUUGCAGUGCGUCGCUGUGGCGCAACCGCACCUACGAUCGCCUCAAGCUUCACCUGGCCAAGGAGUUCUGCGAGUUCCCAUUCAUGCCAUACCCGGACGACGCCCCGACCUACAUUCCGAAGGAGGAGUUUGUCAGGCACUUGGACCGCUACGCCGAGCAUUUUGACAUUCAGCCCAGGUACUCCACUGUUGUUGAGUCAGCAGCAUACGAUGAGGGAAGCAGCCAAUGGGUCAUCGCCGCACGCGACACGUUUGCAGGCGCAGAAACCCUGUACGCGGUGAAGUUCCUGGUCGUGGCAACCGGUGAGAAUGGAGCUGCGAGCGUUCCGGUGAUCUCCGGGAUGGAAAGCUUUGCAGGAGAGGCCAUUCACUCGUCGAACUACAAGUCAGCAAGCAGGUAUGCUGGGCAGAGGGUGCUCGUGGUUGGUUCUGGCAACUCCGGAAUGGAGAUUGCCUAUGAUCUUGCAAGCAAUGGUGCUGAUGCCUCCAUAGUUGUCCGCAGUCCGGUACACAUAAUGACAAAAGAACUGAUACGUUUGGGAAUGACCUUAGUCCAAUAUAUGCCAGCUACCAUUGUGGAUACUCUUCUUGUGAUGACAGCCAAUUUCAUAUUUGGAGACCUAUCAAAGCAAGGCAUUGUGAGGCCUAAAAUAGGCCCUAUCCUCCUCAAGUACAAAACUGGUAAAUCUGCUGUAGUUGAUGUCGGGACAGCAGGAUUAAUCAAGAAAGGCAUCAUUAAAGUGUUUAGGGGAAUAUCCAAGAUCAUCGGAAACAAAGUCGAAUUCGAAGAUGGGAAGGAGAGACCCUUUGAUGCCAUUGUGUUUGCAACAGGCUACAAAAGCACUGCGAAUAAAUGGCUUAAGGACAACAACUGCAUGUUGAAUAAUGAUGGUUUUCCAAAGAAAGAUUAUCCCAAUCAUUGGAAAGGUGAAAAUGGGCUCUAUUGUGCUGGUUUAUCGAGGAGAGGAUUGUCUGGUAUUGCCAUGGAUGCUAAGAAUAUUGCCAACGACAUCCGUUCUACUGCAGGCUCUGUAACUGGUUAA
Messenger RNA from Phragmites australis (common reed), 1149 nucleotides. RefSeq names its product probable indole-3-pyruvate monooxygenase YUCCA10. Bases 1 to 1149 code for a protein of 382 amino acids. Lineage: Eukaryota; Viridiplantae; Streptophyta; Magnoliopsida; Poales; Poaceae. Gene Ontology annotation, molecular function: NADP binding; N,N-dimethylaniline monooxygenase activity; flavin adenine dinucleotide binding. The transcript is spliced from 4 exons. The record is from RefSeq and is a predicted model, not a curated record.